AUGAGACACUUAUUUACAGCUUAUAAUUCUUUAUUAAAAAAGUAUCCAAUAACGACUAAUUGUAUUUCCACUGGUAUAUUAAUGGGUCUGGGUGAUAUUCUUGCACAAUAUUUAUUCCCUACUAAUCAAUCCAAUAAAUCAUCAACUUUUGAUUAUCAACGAACUUUUAGAGCAUUUAUAUUUGGUUCUUGUAUAUUUGGUCCUAUUGGUCAUACAUGGUACAAAUUCUUAGGUACAAAAAUUCAAUGGAAGAGUAAUAAUCGAUCUUAUACAAAAUUGAAAACUACUUUAUUUAGAGUAUUAAUUGAUCAAACUAUAUUUGUUCCUUUCAUUUGUUACCCUAUAUAUUAUGGUUCUAUGACUUUACUUGAAGGAAAACAACCAAUUUGGCAAAAUUUAAAAUUGAAAUUUGAAGAGAAAUGGUGGGAUACUGUAAGAACUAAUUGGAUGGUUUGGCCAUUUGUUCAAUUUGCAAAUUUUUAUUUAUUACCUCCUCAUUUACGAUUAUUAAUGAUUAAUUUUGUAAGCAUCGGUUGGAAUACUUUCUUAAGUUAUAUUUUACAUAGAACAAAGUAA
Candida tropicalis MYA-3404 is the source of this 576-nucleotide messenger RNA. RefSeq names its product Mpv17/PMP22 family protein. The coding region runs from base 1 to 576 and encodes 191 amino acids. Lineage: Eukaryota; Fungi; Ascomycota; Pichiomycetes; Serinales; Debaryomycetaceae. The transcript has a single exon. Gene Ontology annotation, cellular component: cytoplasm; mitochondrion; membrane. The record is from RefSeq and is a predicted model, not a curated record.